Messenger RNA from Lasiosphaeria miniovina, 2226 nucleotides. RefSeq lists its product as uncharacterized. The coding region runs from base 1 to 2226 and encodes 741 amino acids. Lineage: Eukaryota; Fungi; Ascomycota; Sordariomycetes; Sordariales; Lasiosphaeriaceae. The transcript is spliced from 4 exons. Gene Ontology annotation, molecular function: protein binding. The record is from RefSeq and is a predicted model, not a curated record.
AUGGCCGAGGUGGAUGUUGCGCCGACUUUCGGCUCUGAACUCAAGGAUGGCUUCAAACCCGCCAGCGCAUGGGCCGCCAAUGGCAUCUCCUGGCUCGACGACAUCCAGGCCUUCUACCGCGAACGGAGUGCCAUCGAGAAGGAGUAUAGCGCCAAGCUCAAUGCGUUGGCCAAGAAGUACUUUGAGAAGAAGACCAGGAAGUCGGCAAGCCUGAGUGUUGGCGACAGCCCGACAAUGACGCCCGGCUCACUGGAAAGUGCCUCCCUCACGACGUGGACAACGCUCCUCACGACGCUAGAAGCGCGAGCGGACGAGCACGAGCGUUACGGCAACGACCUGGUCACCAAGGUGGCCGAGCCGCUCAAGCAGAUUGCCACGCGCUUCGAGGACGUGCGCAAGCGCCAUGCCGAAUACGCCGAGAAGCUCGAGAAGGAACGGGAAUCGUCGUACGCCGACCUGCGCAAGGUGAAGGCCAAGUAUGAUGCGACGUGCCAGGAGGUCGAGAGCAAGCGCAAGAAGACCGAGUCUGCCUUUGACAAGGCCAAGGCACAGAGCGCGUUCCAGCAGCAGACUCUCGAAAUGAACAACAUGAAAAACACGUAUAUAAUCGCCGUCAAUGUGACCAACAAGCACAAGGAGAAGUACUAUCAUGAAUAUCUGCCCGAGGUCAUGGACAGCCUCCAGGACCUCUCGGAAUUCCGCACACUCAGACUGAACGGGCUGUGGUCCCUAGCUGCCCAGCUCGAGGGCACCCUGCUUCAGCAGAGCACAGGCCAGGUCGAGCGCUUGUCGCAGGAGAUCACCCGGAACCAGCCCCAUCUGGACUCGAUGAUGUACAUCACGCACAACAUGGGCGGUUUCCAAGAGCCUCCUGACAAAGUGUUCGAGCCGAGCCCGGUGUGGCACGACGACGAUGCGAUGGUGGUGGACGAGCCAGCCAAGAUCUUCCUGCGGAACGUGCUCAACAAGUCCAAGAGCCAGCUCGGAGACUUGCGGCGCGAAGUCGACCGGAAGAGGCGAGAGGUGGAGUCAAUGAAGCGCGUGAAACAGAAGAUCCGGGACGGGACAGAGAACAAGGAUGAAAUUGCGGUGGUGUCGCAAGUGUUCGCGAUGCAGGAAGAGCUGCACCAGGUGGACCGGAAGCGCCUGACAUCGGAGGUCGAGACGUCGACCAUCACGUCGGCCGUGGGCGAUGUUACGCUUGGCGCCAAAAGCCACAACUUCAAGUCGCAGACGUUCAAGAUCCCAACAAACUGUGACUUGUGCGGCGAGAGAAUAUGGGGUCUGUCGGCAAAGGGGUUUGACUGCCGCGAUUGUGGGUAUACGUGCCACAGCAAAUGUGAGAUGAAGGUGCCGGCCGAAUGUCCGGGCGAACAGUCGAAGGAGGAGCGAAAGAAGUUGAAACAAGAGCGCCAGGAGGCGGCAAACGCCCUGCUCAAGCCGGCCGGGACCCCUGACCAUGCCGCCGAGCUGCCCAACCUUAGUCGGACCAAUACGAUGAAUUCGCUGAGCUCUGGAUACGCAGCGAGCGCGCAGAGGUCCAUGACGGGACCUCUAUCGCCCGCCGAGGACACGACGCCGGAGCUGCCGGCGGCACCGAUUUCUCGGCCAACGCCCGCAAGCACACUGACGGCGAGCACGCUUCGCAAGAACCGCGUCGUAGCUCCUCCGCCCUCCGAGUACAUUAGUGAGUUGCCGGGUAGCGCUCCCAACGGUCCGCCGGUAUCUCGGACGUCGGAGCAGAAGGGGAAAAUGAUGUAUACUUUUGAAGCCGGCGGGGACGGCGAGGUAUCUGUGCCAGAGGGGCGCGAGGUUGUUGUUUUAGAACCCGACACUGGAUCCGGCUGGGUCAAAGUCCGGGCUGGCUACAAAGAGGGCCUAGUGCCCGCGUCUUAUAUCGAGGUGUCGGCGCCCUCGGCCAUCGCGCCCCAGCACACGGGGCAGUCGGCGCGCCCGGCGUCGACGUACUCCAACAGCGGGUCGUCGAUCGGCACCACGGCGCCGGCCAAGAAGAAGGGCCCCGCGGUGGCGCCGAGACGGGGGGCCAAAAAGCUGAGAUAUGCCGAGGCCCUGUACGAUUACACGGCGCAGAGCGACUCAGAGCACAGCAUGGCCGAGGGCGAGCGCUUCGUCCUCAUCAAGGAGGACCAGGGCGACGGCUGGGCCGAUGUCGAAAAGGGCGGCGUCACCAAAAGCGUGCCGGCGAGCUAUAUACAAGUUGUCUAG